Messenger RNA from Rhea pennata, 4005 nucleotides. RefSeq names its product YAE1 maturation factor of ABCE1 (gene YAE1). Lineage: Eukaryota; Metazoa; Chordata; Aves; Rheiformes; Rheidae. The transcript has 4 exons. Bases 66 to 734 code for a protein of 222 amino acids. The record is from RefSeq and is a predicted model, not a curated record.
GAUUUUGACAGAUUUAUAGAUUCACCCUGGAGCUAACAAAACCAGGUCACAGUCAUCGUUCUGUAAUGUCCUGGGUGCAAGUUGCCAUCAGCCAAUCCAGUGAGGACAUAUUUGAUGAAGAUGCAGAUGAGAUCUGUAUAGCACAGAAAGAAUGGAAUAGCACCAUGAAGAAAAGAUUGAAGGAAGGCUAUAGUGAUGGCAUUGAGGCUGGGAAAGAGCUUGCACUCCAAGAAGGCUUCAAUCAGGGUUACAGACAAGGUGCUGAGCUGAUGGUGACGUGUGGCCAGUUCAGAGGGACCCUGAAUGCUCUCUUAUCAUGGUGUCACCUUAAUGGACAUGACUCUGCUUUGAAUAAGAUAAAUCAUCUUCUAGAUGUGGUUGGAAAGUAUGAAGAAGAUGUGCUUAAGUACCUGAAUUCUAUCCAGGAUCAGCCACAUCUUGGAGGGAUUUUAGAUUUUGUUCAAGACAUGGACCUUAGUGAUACAGCUUCAGCUGGGACUGAGUGUGAUGCAGUUAAAGCUGGAAAAUAUGUACAUAUUGGCAACUCUGGCAAAACUUGUUGCAGCAAUAAUGGUAAGGAUGAUUCCUUGCAGUCUGAAUGUAUCAAGGCAAAAUUCUGCACAGAUUCUGAAAGGCCAACCCUUGCUUGGGUUAAGGAGCAGACUGUUUGGUUAGUAGAGCAACUGGGCUUAUCACUGGACAUGCUACAUCAUGUCCAGCAACUAAGACAUUAGUUUCCCUGUCUCGUGGUAUUUAAAACUAUCUGAACUGUGUUGGAUUGGAGUGUUUGUGGAUCAGGUCCAGGCUCAUGGUUCACUUCUUUUCAGGGAAACCUGAUUCCGAUACUUCCCAGUAGAGGUCAUUCCCAUAAACUUUUACCAUGCUUUGGCUCCUGUACAAAAAAAUACUUUGCUUUCAGUUUUGAACAAUGACUUUCAUUGAACGAUGAGAUGAUUUUAAAAGCUCUACAGUAUUUUACUAAACUUGUUUCUUUUCUGUAUGAAAAUCUGAUAUCUUACCCUCACUUUUUCUCUUCUUCUUCUUUUGGAAGAAGAACAGGUCCCUUAAGUGGUUUCUUCUAAUAUUAAAAAAAAAAAAGUGAAUCAAAAUUGAUUAUAUGCAUAGAAUACCUGCUGCUAUGGAUGAGCUGUACUUGCAGUUGCUCAUGAUAAUAUGCUAACUCCAUUCAAAACAGAAUAGGAUCUCCUGACAUGCAGAGUGCUAUGACUCUCCCUAGAAACUACAUAAAAAGCACUGGAAUUUUUCACUUCAUGUCAAAUUCUUUCUCCUGUCCUUUGCAACCACUAGGCAGGGAAUUUUCACAACCAUUAGUUAAAAAAAAAAAAAAAAAAUUGUUUUCCUCUUUCUGCAGUUCUGUUUACACACACCACUCUUUGCAAGUGCAAAACUACUGACAAUUUCAUUGUUUUACUCUGUUAUGCUGUCUGCUCUGAACCUGUUGGGCUGCACCAAACACUUCUCCAGUUUAAUUAAUGUUAUUUGUUUUGCCAGUCCUUUUUGUCUGAGCUUUGUUCCCCCUUAUUCCCAUAGUGUUCCCCUUGCCUCAGAGUCUUCAAGGAGGCAGGGCUUCUUGCCUUUUUACAUUCUCUUAAAAACAUGCCGUCAGCUAUGCAGCCAUAUUUCUGACAACUUCAUAUUUCUAUGCCAGCAUCCUUUAUUUUAUCUCCUUUCCCCUUACUUGCCUUAACUUUGACUGCAAAGUCCUCUGAUCAGGACAGCUUUUCUUUGUAAAUGCCUGUCUCUGUUUUGCAGUAGAUUGAUUACAAGCAAUUCAGAGUUUAAUUAUAUCUGAGACAAGGUGGGUCUAGGCUGCAACAAACUGGAGUUUUUAAACAGGUGGCUUAUGACUAAUUAAAAAAACCACUAAACAACUGUAUACUUUGAAGCUAAAAAAAGCCAGCAUAAGAAUUAUUUGAUUUUUUUCAGAGAAUGAGCCAGUAACUGUCUCUCUAAAAGAUUGUUAUUCUGCUAUUAUGGGGCUAGAAUAUAAGUUAGCUGCAAUUCAGUAUUGCUUUUGCAUUAGAGGAAAACAACUGGACAAUUAGAAUGUCUCAUACUGAACUUGUUUUAAAUACAGUGGAAUUGAAUCAGACUCUAUGUAUAUACAAAAUUGUUCAGAGAGCUCUUUUCUUCCCUGUAUUUAAUGUAAUGCUGAUAUUAAUAAAGAUUACUUUUCUGCUGUGUACAUGUUACAUUACAGUCUACAUAUACAUCAGACAAUUUUUUUCCAUAAUACAGUGGAAAAUAAAGCAGACAAAGUUUCUAGAGCAUUGUUAGGCUUUCCAAAUUUGGAACUUAAAAUGAAAAUUUGGGAAUAUUACCUCCAUGUAUUCAAUAAUAUGGAAAGAAGAAACACUAUUCGAAGAAAAUGAAGUACAUAAGGAGCUUGCCAAGGUCUCUUCAAAUUCUUUUGCAAAAGCAAUCUGCUCUUGAGACAGUACUGCUUUCUUGUUUGAUUAUAAAACAAUAGGUUUUGUUUCACUUAACAUCCAUCAUAACAGCUUCUAUAUGAGCUGUGCAAUUACUUUCUUCUAUUGUAUUGCAUGUAGUUUCUGUGUUCAUUCCAGAGGUGCUCUUGUCUGUGCCAUCACCCAGAGUUUCCAGUUCAGCUGUGGAAGGACUUUCUUCUGUGCUGUCUUGAGCACUUUGCUUAUCUCUCUCUACUAGAUCUUGCUGACCAGCCACAGAAAGACUCUCUUCAACACUAUUAGAAUCUGUGAUCGGUUCACAUGGCAAUGCAGGUUUCUGUUCUGUGUCUACCUCCAUGUCUUUUAUUUCACUACCAGCUUCCAUCUUGGCAGCGUUCCUGAAGAUAGCUCUCAUGACAACUGGGACUGACAUACAGCUAGAGGAGGAAAUGAAACAUUAGUCACUACUGCAGACAUCACUCAUUCUUCAAAUUAGUUCUUCUUUUACACUGUGGCUGACAUCUGGAUUUCAUUGUUUGUGACAAACACCACUCCCUCUUUCCCUGCAUCUUUUAGUCUCAUGUAACCCUAAAGGCACUUUGUACAUUGUAACUACAAUAUAACUACAUGUGUUAUACUGGAAACUGUGUUGACCUGAAGGAUUCAAGUGCUGGAUUUUCAAGCUGACUAGUGCAAACAAAUUUUGCUACAGAGGUGGAAGGUCAAAAGCAUCCUUGUGACUUGUGUUUUAAUGAAAACUUUAAUAAUAUUGAACACAAUUAUAAAAGAGUGAGUGUAAUUUGUGUUCUGUAUGAAACAGAUACAGAAUCUCUCUUCUCUAAAGCAUUAUCUGCAGUAAGGUUCCCCCCCUAUCCUCCCCGACAGUAAAGAGAUCUAGUUUUAGGGACAGUAUCUAGUAUUCUGCAAGUUAAAACUGAGCAGGCUAAUUGAACAAGUUGGAAAAAAAAUCAAGCCUAUAUCAACCUUGCUGUGAUCAAGUUAUUGUUUACUACGUUAAAAGAAUUAAUAUGCUCAGUCUUUUCUCUAGUAUAUGUUCGUAUGCCAUAACAACUCAACUCUCUUGGAAUUUUAAGUUUCCAGAAGCAAGCCAGAAACUGUGUCAGGACAUGCUAUAUCACCUUCCCUUUUUAGAAAGAAGCUAUGACUGAUACUGUGUAGAUGUAGAAAAAGUUCUUUUUAUGCUGUCACGUGUCUAAGCUAUACCAAUCAUGAGACUGUCAUUAGCCAGAGCCUUCAGAAAAACAUCUUUAUAAAAAGUGUCUAUAUAAAAGAAAAGGUAAAAGUCUUUUCAUUCGUAAUCAUUUCCCCUGCCACCACAUUUUUGUGCAAGAAAGUAUUGCUUAUCAGUAGUAAUAUUUAAAUGUGCCUUUUUGGAAAAGAUAGUUAAGUCACUUUGCUGUGUCUUAUUCUGACUAUCAUAUAACUUUUUAUUAAAGUGAAGUUGUUUGGCCAGCCGAGUUAAUGGCACUAUGAAUGCACAUGAUAUUUCUAUUAAAUGGAUAUCGAAGGUUUGUUCCAAAUGUUAUGAAAUAAAACAAAGCGACUUACCGCUUCA